AUGCCCUACUCACUCAAAGGCCGAAACGUGCUCGUCACAGGUGGAUCACGUGGUCUAGGUGAACUCAUAUGCUUGAAAUUCGCAGCUGAGGGGUGCAAUGUUGCGGUCAACUAUAAUGCGAGUGAAGAUCGGGCAAAAGAGGUAGCGGAGAAGGUGAGGAGGUUUGGUGGGAAGGCCGUGCUUGUUAAAGGGGACAUGGGCAUCGAAACAGACUGCAUCUCCGUCGUCCGCACCACAAUCGCCCAACUCUCAGGCCUAGAUAUCAUAAUCUCCAACGCAGGCUACACGCGCUUCUCCACGUUCUCCGACCUCACCGUGCCCACCGCUCAAGACUGGGAUCUUUGCCACGCCGUCAACGUGAAGGCGCAGUUCUUCCUCAUGCGCGAGGCGGCGCCGACGUUCAAGGGGAAUCCUGAGGGAGGCGUUUUUGUUAUCACGAGUAGUAUUGCGGGGGUUACGGCGGGGGGGAGUUCGAUGCGACGUGUAGCUUAUAGUGUUACGAAAGCUGCGCAGCUGCAUUUGAUGAGGUGUUUGGCUAGCACCGAGGGUCCGAAGGUCAGGGUUAAUGCUGUGUUGCCUGGGUGGUUGGCUACCGAAUGGGGAACGAAGUAUGACCCGAAGCGUGUCGAGGAUUUGAGAGAGAAGUCUUGGUUGAAGAAGGAUACGGAUUUAGAGGAUUGUGCUCAAGCAUUCGUGGAUAUUGCGAAGAACUCUUCAAUGACGGGACAGAAAAUCCAGGUUGAUUCAGGUCUAGGACAGAAUGCUUAG
Messenger RNA from Lachnellula hyalina, 768 nucleotides. RefSeq names its product Granaticin polyketide synthase putative ketoacyl reductase. The record is from RefSeq and is a predicted model, not a curated record. The transcript is spliced from 7 exons. The coding region runs from base 1 to 768 and encodes 255 amino acids. Lineage: Eukaryota; Fungi; Ascomycota; Leotiomycetes; Helotiales; Lachnaceae.